Messenger RNA from Candidula unifasciata, 780 nucleotides. Lineage: Eukaryota; Metazoa; Mollusca; Gastropoda; Stylommatophora; Geomitridae. The record is from the annotation of a GenBank genome assembly.
AUGAACAACACAAAUUGCACACCGUGUUACAUCAAACUGUGGGGUAACUUCCACAUAUUUUGUAUCGGGAUGUGUUUGGGCCUUGUUGUGUUCAACUUGAACGUGUUGAUAAUUGUAACAAUAAUAAGAUCUAAAGCUCUGCACACCAACACAAACAUCUUCAUCGCGUCAGUUGCUCUGCUGGAUUGUUUCAUGGCGAUGACAGACUUCACUCAAGGCCUGGUUUACAGCACUGAACUCAGGUUAAACAGGAACAAUAUGAACGUUGUUGACGCUGUCCUUCUUGGAACAGGAACCAGUGCUGUAACAUUAUCAUAUACACAUAUGGCUAUACUUGCAGUUGACCGCUAUAUCAACAUCGCCCAUCCGUUUUACUAUAUUUCAAAUGUUACAAAGCGACGUGUCAUUGUUGUUCUAUUUAUUGUGUGGUUAUCUGGGCUGGUUUAUUGCAUUAUUCCCGGUAUUUACUAUAGAGAUAACAAGUAUCAUAGACACUGUAUUACUUCCAAUCCCCCAUCAGAAUAUUUUAUUAUCAACGCAUCAUUUAACCUAGUUGACUAUGUCAUAAUUUUUAUAUGCUACUUUAGAAUAUCAUAUUUGGCUUUCCGGCAUAAAAAAGCUGCCAAUGUCCGCAGAAAACAUACAGAAAACCCAGAGAAUGUUUUCAAGAUACGGAACAACCGAACAGCCGCAGCGAAGAGCGUCAAAUUUUUCAUUUGUCUGUUUGGGGCCUUUUUUGUCUUAACUUUCCCGCCUGCCGUAGUAGCCGGUGUCAUUUAG